Molecule: messenger RNA, 821 nt
Organism: Homalodisca vitripennis (glassy-winged sharpshooter)
Lineage: Eukaryota; Metazoa; Arthropoda; Insecta; Hemiptera; Cicadellidae
Exons: 4
Coding region: 142-747 (201 amino acids)
Source: RefSeq, a predicted model, not a curated record
UAUUUUUUACUUCAAACUGAACACUAAAAUUCUCACCAAAUAUACUAUAAAAGUAAAAAAAAUUGUUUACAUAUAUUUGCUUCACGUAAUACAACCACGAAUUAAUAUUCAUAGUGACGCCAACUAGAGGUUUUUAUCGGGAUGACGGCCAUACACGAGUCCCGGCGCAACCCGUUGCCCCUGCCUCCCAUCCAGCACGAGGAGCUCUACAACACCCCUCUCGUAUGGAAGGGAUACUAUCCUGGUUGGGAAGACACGGUUUGUGCCAACUGCCGCCUCAAUAUGAACCAUACGCUUGCCAGUAUCCGAUGGAACCGCCACUUGAAGGGGCCACUAAGACCCACUCACUCGGUAGACUUGGCUCUCAGCGCCAUCUACCAGCACGGACCCGAGGACUUCCCGGACAAGACGGACGUCAUCAGACAGCCGGAGACUGUGGGGUAUCCGACCUGGCGUCUGCUGAGGAACAAGCGGCAUGAUCCGAAUGUUGUUCCUGUACAUCUAACCGAAAUCCAUGGAGGAACACGUGUUCCCUUCCAGUACGGGGAGACGAAGGCGGCUCAGUCAGCCAGACUCCACGCGGACCCCUGUACCAGGAGUGUGGACCCCUCGCACCCCCUGGUGUACGGUGGACUGAAGGACCGGCGUCAUCCCUUCCACAUCAAGCUGGGCAUCAGCUCUCACCACAGCCCUCAGAGCAACAAUGGGUUCAGCCGCAAUAGCUACGGGGCUUUCUUCACCAGCUAGACUCUCAAAAUUUGAUUUUGAAACACGUAAUAUAUUAAAAAAAUUCAAAUAAAUCUCUUUAUAUUUAAAAGCUA